Molecule: messenger RNA, 237 nt
Organism: Acanthocheilonema viteae
Lineage: Eukaryota; Metazoa; Nematoda; Chromadorea; Rhabditida; Onchocercidae
Source: the annotation of a GenBank genome assembly
AUGUUGGAAUUUUCAUUAAAUGCAAAAGCUCGCCUUAAUGCAUUACUCAAAUAUUCACGACCAAUUGGUAUCGAUAAACGAGAACGAGCAUUUGUUGUUGUACGAAAAACAACGCACGAAUAUUCACCAAAAACGGGGGAACAACUGUGCGAGAAAAUGCGAGAAAGGAGACGAACAUCCCUGAAAAGACGAUUGAAGGAUCGUGAUCACAAACAAUGCAGCGAUGAACCGAUUUGA